CCGGAAAUGCUCUCAUUCCGCAGUCCCAUGAUUUAGAGUUCCCCACGUUCUAGCCGAUCAACGCACCACGCAACAAACAACUUGGCUUUCUUCCUGCCCUCUUAGGUUCGAAAUGGAUUGGGAUUCGAUUGUCACUGACAAAAACUAAAACUAACGACUCCUUGAAGUAUCAAGAUAGACUGGUACUUCUGGUGAUUCCCCAUGAAGCGUGGAUACCAGGAAUUUCCUCCUACCUCUUCCGGGCCACCUCAAUCCAAAACUAAAUAUAACCCAGAAGGUGAUUCACAGUUUCUGGAGGAUGAAAGCACGAAAGAUUUUGUUCAGAAAGUAGCAGAGCAUUACAGUUCAAGAUCCAAUCGGACUUUAGAAGAGCGGGAGGCUAGCCCAAUAAUUCAUUUGAAGAAACUCAACAAUUGGAUUAAAAGUGUCUUAAUUCAGCUUUAUGCUCGUCGCGGGGAUGCAGUCCUUGACCUGGCUUGUGGCAAGGGUGGCGAUCUUAUUAAAUGGAACAAGGCGAAAAUUGGUUAUUAUGUUGGCAUUGACAUUGCUGAAGGAUCGAUUGAAGAUUGUCGUAUACGAUACAAUGGUGAUGCUGACCAUCAUCAACAACGUAAAAAGUUCACAUUUCCUGCCCGCCUCAUAUGUGGAGAUUGUUAUGAGGUUCACUUGGAUAAAGUUCUUGCAAAUGAUGCACCUUUUGAUGUUUGCAGUUGCCAGUUUGCUUUGCAUUACUCAUGGUCCACAGAGGCCCGUGCUCGGCGAGCCUUGGCUAAUAUAUCAGCUUUACUUCGUCCAGGAGGCAUUUUCAUUGGAAUAAUGCCAGAUGCCAAUGUGAUUAUCAAAAAGCUCAGAGAAGCUGAAGGAUUGGCUUUUGGCAAUAGUGUCUACUGGGUGCAUUUUGAUGAAGAAUUUUCAGAUAAGAAAUUCAAAUCUUCUAGCCCUUUUGGCAUAAAGUACAAGUUCCAUCUAGAGGAUGCAGUUGAUUGCCCUGAAUGGAUUGUUCCCUUCCCCGUAUUCAAGUCAUUAGCUGAAGAGGUAUUGCUUUCUCUUGUCUUUUCAAAGAACUCGCAUGAAUUUGUGCACGAGUUUAUGAAAAAACCAGAAUUUGUGGAGCUCAUGCGACGGCUCGGUGCCUUGGGUGUUGGCAACCGAGAUCAGAGCACACUCUCACCAAAUGAAUGGGAAGUGGCAUAUUUAUACCUUACAUUUGUGUUGAGAAAGCGAGGCCAACCAGACCAAACUUGGGCAAGUGGCAGUAGAAGAGACAGAGGGUUGAUGCAUAUCUCAAAGGAAGACAUAAUGCAUGUUAGGACCCACCAUUAACAUAAAUAAAUUGAACAAUGAUUGGAUUUUCAACGAAGAUAAUGAAUCAACACAGGUGAGGGAAUGGUCUGCCCGGCAUUGUAGAAUACAGAUCAAUUCACAUGUCAACUUUUAAGCUCUCGCCAAUUAUUUACAAAGCAUUUCACUCGUUGAAUUUUGUAGUUCACAAUAUUGGAUAUUACUUUCACUGAAGCAAAGUGUUCUCAUCAGGAUGAGAAAAAUCAUAAUUGAAUAAUGACUAAGAGGGAUACGAAAACAUAAAAGAACUAUGACAGAUUAACAGUUUUCUUUGUAUUACUUUUGAUAGAAUAUGACAAAUAUUACUUUAGGAGGAAAUAAUUUAUUAUUUCUUAUUGCCUUUCAUUAGUUUAUUGGUUUUUUGUUUUUCAUUUAACUUUUGUAAGUUUCCUUAUUGUGAAGGAAACCAAGCAGCAAGUGGAUUCUUAUUUUAUUAACUUUUGUAAGUUUCCUUCUUGUGAAGGAAACUAGGCAGCAAGUGGAUGUUUCCUUGUUAGGAAGGAAACCUCAUAUGCUUAUAAAUAGCAUGACUUAUAUUCAGGAA
Molecule: messenger RNA, 1885 nt
Organism: Prosopis cineraria
Lineage: Eukaryota; Viridiplantae; Streptophyta; Magnoliopsida; Fabales; Fabaceae
Product: mRNA cap guanine-N7 methyltransferase 1-like
Exons: 13
Coding region: 202-1323 (373 amino acids)
Biological process (GO): 7-methylguanosine mRNA capping
Cellular component (GO): nucleus
Molecular function (GO): mRNA 5'-cap (guanine-N7-)-methyltransferase activity
Source: RefSeq, a predicted model, not a curated record